This is a messenger RNA of Camellia sinensis, 4278 nucleotides long. The record is from RefSeq and is a predicted model, not a curated record. NCBI's taxonomy places the organism in Eukaryota, Viridiplantae, Streptophyta, Magnoliopsida, Ericales, Theaceae.
AUCAUCUCUCACUCGCACUCAGCCAACAAAGCAACCGACCAAUCAUUCGAUCCCACGAAGCCCCCCCCUCUCUCUCUCCAUCCCUCGGUGGUCUUGGAUCUUAAAAUCCCCAAUUCAUAGGGUUUGACAUCUCUUUGAUUGUCGUUUGACAUUUCUCCGAUCGAUCUUCGAAAUUAAUUUGAGGAAUGGCGGGGCAGAACCAGACGCCGAAUAUCGAUCCAUUCGAUGCCUACUUUCGGAGAGCAGAUUUGGAUCGCGACGGUCGGAUCAGUGGAGCUGAGGCUGUUGCCUUCUUGCAGGGCUCCAAUUUGCCCCAACAAGUCCUCGCUAAGAUAUGGAUGUAUGCUGAUCAACAUAAAACUGGUUUCCUUGGUAGAGCCGAGUUUUAUAAUCUUCUUAAACUUGUCACUGUUGCACAAAGUAAGCGAGAACUGACCCCAGACAUUGUGAAGGCUGCAUUAUAUGGUCCUGCUUCAGCUAAAAUUCCUGCUCCCCAGAUAAAUUUUGCAGCCACACCUGCUGCAUCAAGUCCUAUGCCAGGUACACCUGUCCCACAGUUGAGUGGCACCACCCUAAUGCCUUCCCAAAAUAUUGGUGUCAGAGGGCCACAGGUAUCUGCAAAUCCAAGCAUGGGCCAACAGUUUUUUCCUCCUCAGCAAAAUCACCUGGGAAAACCACCUCGACCCAUGCCUCCUAGUACUGCAUUUCACCCACAGCAGGGUGUUCCAAGUCAAGGAAUGUCUGGUGUAGGUACUAUGACAGCUCCUCCUUCAAGCACAAACAUCUCCACUGGUUGGCUUGGUGGAAGGACAGGUGGCCCCCCUGCAGGAGUGGCUCAAAUUCCUAACAGAGGGAUUACUCCAUCCAUAACUCAGGAUGGAUUUGGGAUGGCAGCACCAGGUAUGACAGCCUCACAGCCUAGACCGCAUGCAACCACUGGGUUGAUGCCUCCUGCUGCACCAAAACCACAUGACCCAACUUUGCCGUCCUCCGAGGUGGGAGCUGAGGAUUCUAAAGCACUGGCUGUUUCUGAAAAUGGGUUUGCAUCUGACUCUGUUUUUGGAGAUGUAUUUUCUGUAACCUCGUCUCAACCAACACAAGAUUCAUCAGCACCUGAAUCUUCUGCCAGCAACUUGCCUGUUUCAUCAGCUAUUGUUCCAACAUCUACUGGAUCUCAAUCUACAGCUAGGCCAAGCCCACUUGGAUCCUUACAAACUGCAUUUUCUCAGCAAUCUGUGGGCAGUCAGCCCCAGCAAGUGCAGCCAACUGUCAAAGGAAUCCAACAAGCUUCUGUGCAGAGUUCGACAGCCUUCAGUUCUGCUAGUGCUGGUUUUCCAGUUGGAGCUGGAAAUUCUGCUUCUGACCAAUCCCAGAUUCCAUGGCCAAGGAUGACUCAGUCUGAUGUUCAGAAGUACACCAAAGUAUUUGUGGAAGUAGACACAGAUAGAGAUGGAAAAGUAACUGGUGAACAGGCACGCAACCUGUUCUUAAGUUGGAGGCUGCCACGAGAGGUCUUGAAGCAGGUUUGGGACUUAUCUGAUCAAGAUAAUGAUAGCAUGCUUUCUUUGAGAGAAUUCUGUAUUGCGGUGUAUUUGAUGGAACGGUAUAGGGAAGGCCGCCCUCUUCCUAGAACACUUCCAAGUGGUAUUAUGUUUAAUGAGACACUAUUGCCUGCCUCUGGCCAACCUGCUGCAGCUUAUGGCAGUGCAACUUGGAGACCUACCCCUGGUUUGCAACAGGCUCAAGUGAUGCCUGGUGCACAGCCAGGUACUCCUGCUGCUAGAGCAAGACCACCAAAUCAAGUUUCUGUUCCUCUGCCAGAUGAAGCCAUGCAGCCUACUCUGCAGAAGUCCAAAGUUCCAGUUCUGGAGAAGCAUCUUCUGAACCAGCUAAGUGAAGAGGAGCAGAAUUCACUUAACUCAAAGUUCCAAGAGGCAACUGAGGCAAAUAAAAAGGUGGAAGAAUUGGAGAAGGAAAUUUUAGAUUCUAGAGAAAAAAUUGGGUUCUACCGCUCCAAGAUGCAAGAAAUUAUUUUAUACAAAAGCAGAUGUGACAAUCGGCUAAAUGAGAUCAUUGAAAGGACUUCCGGGGACAAACGCGAGGCUGAGUCACUUGCAAAGAAAUAUGAAGAAAAAUACAAGCAGAUUGGAGAUGUAGCCUCUAAAUUAACUAUUGAGGAGGCAACAUUUCGUGACAUUCAGGAGAACAAAAUGGAGCUGUAUCGGGCAAUUGUCAAAAUGGAACAAGAUGGCAAAGCUGAUAGUAUUCAGGUUAAUGCUGAUAAAAUCCAAUCAGAACUGGAUGAGCUAGUGAAAUCCUUGAAUGAACGUUGCAAAAGUUAUGGAUUACGUGCUAAGCCAACCACACUGAAUGAACUUCCUUUUGGUUGGCAACCUGGAAUCCAAGAAGGGGCAGCUGAUUGGGACGAAAAUUGGGACAAGUUUGAAGAUGAAGGUUUCACAUUUGUCAAAGAGCUUACUCUUGACGUGGAAAAUGUUGUAGCCCCUCCCAAAUCAAAAUCCUCAUCAGUUGUUAGUAAAGCAUCUUCCACAAAAGAGGGUGUACAUGUUUCAUCUGCAAAUGCUGAUCAUAAGUCAGAAACGCCACCAAGUGGAGGAGAAAGGAUUCGUGAUGAUGCUCACAGCGAAGAUGGUGUAGCUCGAAGUCCACCUGGCAGUCCAGCUCAUGCUCAAAAUUCUCCAUCUAGCAAGAACUUCAGUGCAGAUGGUUCACCCCAUGCUGGAGAGACCCAGAGUGAACACGGGGGUGUUGAAUCUGUGUUCUCUGGGGACAAAAUUGCUGAUGAACGAAACUGGGGUGUAUUUGAUACUCAUUAUGAUACCGACUCAGGCUGGGACUUCAGUUCUGGUCCUAUAAAGGAUAUGGAAAGUUCCUUCUUUGAUUCUGGUGGCUUGGGUUUACCUCCAAUAAGAACAGACUCUUCAUAUAAAGACACAUACCAAAGGAAGAGCCCAUUUGUUUUUGAAGAUUCUGCGAACUCCCCACAGUCAGACAACUUGUUUCAAAAGAAGAGCACAUAUGUAUUUGAUUCAGUUCCAAGCACCCCACAGGCAGAUAACCUGUUUCAAAAUAAAAGCACAUUAGUAUUCGAUUCUGUUCCUAGCACCCCACAGGCAGAUAACCUAUUUCAAAAGAAGAGCACGUUCGUAUUUGAUUCAGUUCCAAGCACCCCACAGGCAGAUAACCUGUUUCAAAAUAAAAGCACAUUAGUAUUCGAUUCUGUUCCUAGCACCCCACAGGCAGAUAACCUAUUUCAAAAGAAGAGCACGUUCGUAUUUGAUUCAGUUCCAAGCACCCCACAGGCAGAUAGCCUGUUUCAAAAGAGCACGUUCGCAUUUGAUUCUGUUCCGAGCACCCCACAGGCGGAUAAUUUGUUUCAACAGAAGAGCACAUUCGCAUUUGACUCAGUUCCAAGCACCCCCAUGUACAAUUAUAGCAACAACUCCCCACGAAGGUUCAGCAAAGGGUCAGAAGAGCACACAUUUGACAACUUCUCAAGAUUUGAUUCCUUUAACACGCAGGACAGUGGAUUUUUUCCACAACACGACUCUUUAACAAGGUUUGAUUCCAUCCGCAGCACUAGAGAUUCUGAUUAUAGUCAAGGGUCAUACUUCCCACCACAAGACUCAUUUCCAAGAUUUGAUUCCUUCCGCAGCACUGCAGACUCUGAUACUAGCCAUGGGUUGUUUCCACCUCGAGACUACGCAAGGUUUGAUUCUAUCCGUAGCUCCAGCGAUUUUGAUGACAGUCAUGGUUUCCAUUCUUUUGAUGAUAACGACCCAUUUGGGACAAGUGGGCCGUUUAAGACGUCGCUGGAAAGUCAAACUCCAAGGAGAGAUUCAGACAAUUGGAGGGCUUUUUAGUAUGAUACUGUGACAUCUUAUUCAAAUUCGUUUUGUUGGUUCUCAUUUGAAGCUGUUCGCUCGAAGUUUGUGGGUAUAGUAGUAGGUGGAAUCAUGAUUCUGGUUGUGUCAUUCGAUAUGGUUUGACAAUGAGACAAUGAGUUGAAGGUCGUGAUUUGUGGGUUUAGCACAUGUGUAAUUUUGGCUAUAUGAUUCUUCUUUUUCAUCUUUCUUGGAUAUAUACUGAAGAGGGUUUUUUUUUUCCUAUCGUUUUUAAUUUUUAUUUUACUUUAAUCAUCUGUUGUUUUUCAGUGUUCUGUAUUACCUAGGUGUAUAAAAUAUAUACAAACGUGUGAUUUUGUAAGUUGUUUUAGAGUGAAAUUUGUUUCAUCAUGACUUCUUGGUGGUUUGUUUA